Messenger RNA from Knipowitschia caucasica, 3933 nucleotides. Lineage: Eukaryota; Metazoa; Chordata; Actinopteri; Gobiiformes; Gobiidae. The record is from the annotation of a GenBank genome assembly.
AUGGCAGAGACAGACCAGGACCCUCUCAUUGCACUGGAGACCAUGGAUGUGUCUGACAGUGAUGAGGACUAUAACGAGAGAACAGCCCUGGUUCCCUCAGAGACCCCAACUCUGCAGGGCCCCGAGAGAGAGCAGGGGUCACCAGGCCGACAGGGCGUGGCCAGGAGGGGGGCGGGGCCUGAUGCUGCUGCCUCCUCAUUGGACGGAGAUCAGGAAGUGGAGGAGGAGCUGACGCUGAAGUACGGAGCCAAACAUGUGAUCAUGCUGUUCGUACCAGUGACGCUCUGCAUGCUGGUUGUCGUGGCAACCAUCAAAUCUGUGGGAUUCUACACCGAGAAGACGGACCAGCAGCUGAUCUACACUCCGUUCAGUGAGAACACGUCGUCCGUCGGGCGCAGACUCCUGAACUCGGUCCUAAACACCAUCAUCAUGAUUAGUGUCAUCGUCAUCAUGACAAUCUUCCUGGUGCUGCUCUACAAGUACAGGUGCUACAAGUUCAUUCAUGGUUGGCUGAUCCUGUCGUCCCUCAUGCUGCUGUUUUGGUUCAGCUUCAUGUACCUGGGGUCAGUACUCUACAGACACAGGCUCUACAGACACAGGCUCUACAGACACAGGCUCUACAGACACAUGCUCUACAGACACAGACUCUACAGACACAGGCUCUACAGACACAGGCUCUACAGACACAGGCUCUACAGACACAGGCUCUACAGACACAGGCUCUGCAGACACAGACUCUACAGACACAGGCUCUACAGACACAGGCUCUACAGACACAGGCUCUACAGACACGGGCUCUACAGACACUACAGACACAGGCUCUACAGACACAGGCUCUACAAACACAGGCUCUACAGACACAGGCUCUACAGACACAGGCUCUACAGGCUCUACGGACACAGGCUCUACAGACACUACAGACACAGGCUCUACAAACACAGGCUCUACAGACACAUGCUCUACAGACACAGGCUCUACAGACACUGGCUCUACAGACACAUGCUCUACAGACACAGGCUCUACAGACACAGGCUCUACAGACACAGGCUCUACCGACACAGGCUCUACCGACACAGGCUCUACAGACACAUGCUCUACAGACACAGGCUCUACAGACACAGGCUCUACAGACACAGGCUCUACAGACACAUGCUCUACAGACACAGGCUCUACCGACACAGGCUCUACCGACACAGGCUCUACAGACACAGGCUCUACAGACACAGGCUCUACCGACACAGGCUCUACAGACACAGGCUCUACAGACUCUACAGACACAGGCUCUACAGACACAGGCUCUACAGACACAGGCUCUACAGACACAGGCUCUACAGACACAGGCUCUACAGACACAGGCUCUGCAGACACAGGCUCUACAGACACAGGCUCUACAGACACAGGCUCUACAGACACAUGCUCUACAGACACAUGCUCUACAGACACAUGCUCUACAGACACAGGCUCUACAGACACAGGCUCUACAGACACAGGCUCUACAGACACAGGCUCUGCAGACACAGGCUCUACAGACACAUGCUCUACAGACACAGGCUCUACAGACACAGGCUCUACAGACACAGGCUCUACAGACACAGGCUCUGCAGACACAGGCUCUACAGACACAGGCUCUACAGACACAGGCUCUACAGACACAGGCUCUGCAGACACAGGCUCUACAGACACAGGCUCUACAGACACAGGCUCUACCGACACAGGCUCUACCGACACAGGCUCUACAGACACAGGCUCUACAGACACAGGCUCUACAGACACAGGCUCUACAGACACAGGCUCUACAGACACAGGCUCUACAGACACAGGCUCUACAGACACAGGCUCUACAGACACAGACUCUACAGACACAGGCUCUACAGACUCUACAGACACAGGCUCUACAGACACAGGCUCUACAGGCUCUACAGACACAGGCUCUACAGACACAGGCUCUACAGACACAGGCUCUACAGACACAGGCUCUACAGACACAGGCUCUACAGACACAUUCUCUACAGACACAGACUCUACAGACACAUGCUCUACAGACACAUGCUCUACAGACACAGGCUCUACAGACACAGGCUCUACAGACACAGGCUCUACAGGCUCUACAGACACAGGCUCUACAGACACAGGCUCUACAGACACAGGCUCUACAGACACAGGCUCUACAGACACAGGCUCUACCGACACAUGCUCUACAGACACAGGCUCUACAGACACAGGCUCUACAGACACAGGCUCUACAGACACAGGCUCUACAGACACAGGCUCUACAGACACAGGCUCUACAGACACAGGCUCUACAGACACAGGCUCUACAGACACAGGCUCUACAGACACAGGCUCUACAGACACAUGCUCUACAGACACAGGCUCUACAGACACAGGCUCUACAGACACAGGCUCUACAGACACAUGCUCUACAGACAAAGGCUCUACAGACACAGGCUCUACAGACACAGGCUCUACAGACACAGGCUCUGCAGACACAGGCUCUGCAGACACAGGCUCUGCAGACACAGGCUCUACAGACACAGGCUCUACAGACACAGGCUCUGCAGACACAGGCUCUACAGACACAGGCUCUACAGACACAGGCUCUACAGACACAGGCUCUGCAGACACAGACUCUACAGACACAGGCUCAGGCUCUACAGACACAGGCUCUGCAGACACAGGCUCUGCAGACACAGGCUCUGCAGACACAGGCUCUACAGACACAUGCUCUACAGACACAGGCUCUACAGACACAGGCUCUACAGGCUCUACAGACACAGGCUCUACAGACACGGGCUCUACAGACACGGGCUCUACAGACACGGGCUCUACAGACACGGGCUCUACAGACACGGGCUCUACAGACACGGGCUCUACCGACACGGGCUCUACCGACACAGGCUCUACCGACACAGGCUCUACAGACACAGGCUCUACAGACACAGGCUCUACAGACACAGGCUCUACAGACACUACAGACACAGGCUCUACCGACACAGGCUCUACCGACACAGGCUCUACAGACACAGGCUCUACAGACACAGGCUCUGCAGACACAGGCUCUGCAGACACAGGCUCUACAGACACAGGCUCUACAGACACAGGCUCUACAGACACAGGCUCUACAGACUCUACAGACACAGGCUCUACAGACACAGGCUCUACAGACACAGGCUCUACAGACACAGACUCUACAGACACAGGCUCUACCGACACAGGCUCUACCGACACAGGCUCUACAGACACAGGCUCUACAGACACAGGCUCUACAGACACAGGCUCUACAGACACAGGCUCUACAGACACAGGCUCUACAGACACAUGCUCUACAGACACAUGCUCUACAGACACAGGCUCUACAGACACAGGCUCUACAGACACAGGCUCUACAGACACAGGCUCUACAGACACAGGCUCUACAGACACAGGCUCUACAGACACAGGCUCUACAGACACUACAGACACAGGCUCUACAGACACAUGCUCUACAGACACAUGCUCUACAGACACAGGCUCUACAGACACAGGCUCUACAGACACAGGCUCUACAGACACAGGCUCUACAGACACAGGCUCUACAGACACAGGCUCUACAGACACAGGCUCUACAGACACAGGCUCUACAGACACAGGCUCUACAGACACAGGCUCUACAGACACGGUUUCUACAGACACGGUUUCUACAGACACGGUUUCUAUAGACACAGGCUCUACAGACACAGGCUCUACAGACACUACAGACACAGGCUCUACAGACACAUGCUCUACAGACACAGGCUCUACAGACACAGGCUCUACAGACACUACAGACACAGGCUCUACAGACACAUGCUCUACAGACACAGGCUCUACAGACACAGGCUCUACAGACACUACAGACACAGGCUCUACAGACACAGGCUCUACAGACACAGGCUCUACAGACACAGGCUCUAG